AUGAGUCAAACUGCAAUUCUGAAUAAUGAAAUCAAAGUAGCGGCAAUUAAUGUCAAUUCCAUAAUCUCUAAUUCUAGAAGAUUAGAUUUAUUAAAGUUCUUACAAGAAUAUAGUCAUGAUGCCCUACUUAUUUCGGAAACUAAACUUAAUGCUAGAUAUAAGAUCUCUUUUAAGAACUACCACGUUUUAAGAACGGACAGGCCCAAUGCAAAGCAAGGUGGUGGAACAGCAAUAAUUAUCAAAAGGAAUAUUCCUUUUGAAAGAAUCUCUUAUCCAACUUCAAUGGUAAAUGAGAUUCUAGAAUAUACUAUAAUUAAGAUAAUAUUGAGUAAUAGUGGGAACUUAUUUUUAGUAAGUAUUUAUGCCAAAUUUGAUAAUAGAAAGCUUUUCUCCAAAGAGCUAUUUAAUCUUUUUAGUAAUUUAAGAUUACAGGAUGAUAAUAAUUACUUCAUAAUAGCUGGUGAUAUUAAUGCUAGACGUAUAGCAUGGGGUGACAGAUUAGAUAACCAGAGAGGUAGGUAUAUGAAACAAUGGGAAGAUAGCUUUGGAAUAGCAUUCAGAAUAAGAAUAAUUACAUCCUCGGGACCCACCUUCAAACCUGCUAACUCAUUCCUAGAUAUUUGUAUAGCAGACGCUAGGCUUAAAUUAAGUAAUUCCAUAAAUGGAAAAGCAAAUACUUUACCUUAUGACAGCGAUCAUGCUGCAAUAGCUAUGUCUUUUGAACUUUCUAUCAAUAAUGCUCCUCUUUGGAACCCCGUACCAGACCGUUACCGGUUUAAUUUCAAAGCCACAAAAUGGCAUAAGUUCACCAGAAGGCUUGGAAGGGAUUACAACAGUAACAUCCCGAAUGAUCGUAAUCUUUCAAUAACUGAGAUAGAUGACAACCUAAAUAACAUCAAUAGUGUUAUUUACGAGGCGAUAGUUAACAAUAUACCUAAAUUCAAACAGGACAAGAGUGUACAAAGAUAUUUAAACCAUAAUAUCCGCAAGCUCUUGAAAAUUAAGAGUUAUCUUGUUUCCGUGUUGCACGACCUUCAUAUAUCUGACCCGCUCUCAAAUAGACCAAUUUCGCUAAUCGCCAAAUCAGCCCUAAUAGAUACCAGAAAAGCUUUACAACUUGAACUGAAAAUUUCUACAGAUAAGUAUUGGAGUAAUAAAAUUAAACAAAUUGAUUACAGCAAGCAGGAUGCCUUUUUCCCUAAAAUUAAUGCCAUCUGUCGAGCCAAGCAGUUCUCGAAUAUUGAAAACUUGAAAAUUAAAGUCAAUGAUUUUAACAUAUUAAAUAGAAGCAAAUGUGAUAUGAAUAAAGCUCAUAAGAUAGGGAAUGAUUAUGUUUUUACAGCCCCUCAGGAUAAAUUAAAUAUAAUAGGAGCUUUUUAUGAAACAAUUAAUUCUCCCCGACAUCUCAAUAGUAACACUCCUCACAAACAGUUAAUAGAUGAGACAGCGGAAUCCAUUAAGAAUAAUUUCAAGAUAUCUAGAGAUCUGGUAAACACCAUAACUCAAUUCAGUAGAGAGAAUCCGGCGAGUAAUCCCAAUUCGAUAUAUAAUCAUUUGCAUCCAUUCUGCAACCCGUGGUCAAUUGAGCUCAUAUUCAAGAAUCUGACAUAUAGAUUAUCUACUUAG
Molecule: messenger RNA, 1626 nt
Organism: Dufourea novaeangliae
Lineage: Eukaryota; Metazoa; Arthropoda; Insecta; Hymenoptera; Halictidae
Exons: 1
Coding region: 1-1626 (541 amino acids)
Molecular function (GO): catalytic activity
Source: RefSeq, a predicted model, not a curated record